Molecule: messenger RNA, 2932 nt
Organism: Melanotaenia boesemani (Boeseman's rainbowfish)
Lineage: Eukaryota; Metazoa; Chordata; Actinopteri; Atheriniformes; Melanotaeniidae
Product: patatin-like phospholipase domain-containing protein 2
Exons: 9
Coding region: 60-1559 (499 amino acids)
Biological process (GO): lipid homeostasis; triglyceride catabolic process; positive regulation of triglyceride catabolic process
Cellular component (GO): lipid droplet; membrane; cytoplasm
Molecular function (GO): triacylglycerol lipase activity
Source: RefSeq, a predicted model, not a curated record
UGGCCUAACAUUUCAGCAGGUUUAAUUUGGAAGGCUUAGUGGAUCUUUAUAUUUGCAGCAUGCUUGAUUUGAAGAAAGGCUGGAGCAUCUCCUUUGCAGGCUGCGGUUUUAUGGGAAUUUAUUAUGUUGGUGUUACCAGCUGUAUACUUGAACGGUUCCCGCGCUUCAUACAAGACGCGUCUAAAAUCUAUGGAUCUUCUGCGGGCUCUCUGGUGGCUGCCAUCCUUACAUUAGGAAUCCCCAUAGACAAAUGCUGUGGGGAUUUAAUGCACAUGGCCAAAGAGGCCAGGAAGCACAGACUGGGGCCUCUGCAUCCAGCUUAUGACCUGCUACAGUUAGUACAGGAGUCUCUGCUGAAGAAAAUUCCACAGGAUGCCCAUGUUCGAGCAUCUGGGAAGCUCUGCGUGUCCCUGACCAGAGUGUCUGAUGGGAGGAACUUACUGGUCUCGCAGUUUGACAGCAGAGAUGAGCUAAUUCAGGCCCUUAUAUGCAGCUGCUUCGUUCCUCUCUACUGUGGAGUUAUUCCACCCACUUACCGUGGAGUGCACUAUGUAGACGGUGCUGUUAGUGACAACCUUCCUCGCUGUAACCUGGGAAAGACAAUCACAAUCAGUCCAUAUGCAGGUGAGAGUGACCUCUGUCCUAGAGUAAGCAUGCUGAGCUUCCAUCAAGUGCGCUUCAACAAUGUCAGCAUCCAAGUCAACUCAGAGAACUUGUACAGAGUGACCAGCACGUUCUUUCCCCCAGAUGCUGAGGCAAUGGCUGAAAUCUGCCAAAAUGGCUACAUGGAUGCUCUUCGCUUCCUGCAAGAAAACAAACUGAUCAGCACUGAGAGCCCAAUGAGGAGUUUGGAGACCGAUGCAACAGAGCAUGCUUGUUGUGAUCAGGUGAAGGAGUCAUCUGAAACUGAAAAGUCUGGUGAGAGCACAAAGCAAUGUGGACUAAAGAAGCCACAGAGAGAUCACUGGUGGUUGGAUCCAAAGCUCAUAGAAAACCUUCCAGUUAACAUUCAGAGGGUUUUAUGUCAGGCCUGUAAAGAAACACACAGUCCUGGUGGUUUGUUGGGCCAGUUGACUGACUACCUGCCAAAGAAAAUGACAUCUUAUCUGCCUUUUGAGUCUGCCCGCUCAUUAGCUCAGAGAUUAAAGAGCUGGAUUCCAGAGGUACCAAGGGACAUUAGCUGGCUCUUUUGGACAACUGGAGACAAACAAGCUUUGAAGGACAAGAUGGAGAGAAGUAUUAGCCAACCACCUCUGCGCCGAUGCAUAAGCCUGCCAUCAGAUCUGAACCUGUGGGAUCAAAGGAAAGAAAACAUGACCCUUUUCUUAGCGAGCCCAGAGGCCAAUCUUUCCUCUGACCAUACCUUUAACUGGAACACUCACAGUGCAUCAGACCACACUUCCAACAUCAACACCACCUCUGGAGUUGAUAAAGCCACCAUGAAGUCAGCUCCAAGCGCAGCUAGAAGCUGGGGUUUAGGCAGGGCUGUGGGGUGGCUCCAAAGCUUUGGAUCCAAGCAAAACUCAGGAGAUUCAGUGACCUUUGAUGCACUCAAGUAAAUUAAUUUAGUUUGGCAUCCAGAUGAAAAAACAAAUGAUGAUUAAUGAUGUAAAUGUCUGGCUGUUUUUGGUGUUACUGUCAAAGAUUACAUUUAAACAAAAGAAAAAAAACUAUUAAAUAAACAACUUGUAUUGUUCCUUUUUUACUCUCACAUUUUCCUGUUAGUAUUUUCUGGAAGUUUAUGUUCAUUAAAACGGAAUUGGUGUAUACUUCUUAAUUUGACUCUUUCUCUCAGUUUUGUGGAGUACUUUUGUCCUUUACAGUACUUUACAGUACUUUAGGAGGACUGUAAAUUGAAAAUUUGAGAGGUAAAUUAUCAAGUAAUUGGAUUCAUUCAAAACCAAUUUGACUAAAUAAAAGAAUAAGAGAGACAUGUAACAAUUUUCCAGUGUCAAAUUGAUCCUUUGCAACACAUAAUCUGCCAUUUAUCAUUUCCAUAUUGAUAAUUUAUCAAAGUUUUUUUUUUUUUAUUUAAGCCAAAUGUCUAUUUUAAACAUGUUUCAGUUUUAUAACCUCCAUUUUUAUUAUUAAUUUAUUCCUUGCUUCAACUGAACUCAAACACUGAAUGAUUAUUGGACUUAAAAUGAUCACGCUUAGAAAUACUCACUAACACUGGAUUUGCAAGUUUAUGUUUGUUUUGCUGCCCUAAAGUUGCUAAAUAAACCAAGGAAGAAACAAAGAGCCUUAGGACUAUAAUAUUGAUGAGGUUAAAGCCUCACUUGUGGGAGUGUUUUAGACUAAUAUAACAGUUAGAAAUGUUAAAUUGUUGAUUAUUAUUGUUGUGUAUUAUUGAGUACAAAAUGUGCACAAAACCUCAGGAUUGAAAAAACAUUUUUUUAAAAAGACAAAAACGGAAGAAAAUUUUAAGUUUGAAAUAUUAAACUCCUUAUUUAUCUAAAUUAUAAAUUGAAAAGCUGUAUGGGAUGGCAAUCACCAAUAAAAAAAUCCUUAUACAUGUCAUAUUUUGAUAUUUACUGAUUUUCAUAUUGAUUUUUAUCUGCGGAUACUGUGAUGCAUUGUUUACUGUUUAUUUACACAUUCAGUUCCCCUUAAUCUAACAUAAAAACAAGCAUGGGAAGUAAUGGAUAAAAAGAGCAUAUUUCAUGCUAGCAGCUGUUUAGCAGUUGCUAGCUUUAAUGCUCGGGCUAAACUAUCUAGUAGCAAUUUCCCUUGAUGUCUUAAACAUAGAUUUCAAAGAAAACCGUUACAUUUUAAAAACAUUUGGCUUUUUCUUAGAAGUUCUUAUUAAAUUUGUUUACCUAACCUGCUAUUAGUAAGCUAAAAUGUAUGAAUACAAUAAUGCUAGCAGCUGUUUAGCUAACUGUUCAUGUACAUUUGAAAGAAAACACUUAAGCUUAAGAAGGAUUUCUUA